AUGCAGGUUGGGCAGCCCGAGGCAGGACGUCACCUGGAGGAGGAAGGACACCCGCUGGGCAGCGGCCGCUGGACGUGGUUCUGCGGGGACACGGAGCCUCUGCUGCUGCCCACAGCUUGGAGGAGGACAGGGCGAGGGCUGGGCCAGGCUCUCCUGGUGGCGUGCCGGCUCUCAGGAGCCUCCGAAGUGGAGCUGCUGAGCCGGAGCUCAGAGUUCCAGCUGCUGGCUCCCUGCCCGUCCUGCUGCACCGCUCAGCACCACGCUGCGGGCAGGCUUGCUCUGUUUUCCUUUGCAGCAGGAGGGAGCAGCAGCAGGAGGAGGAAGAGGAGGGGGCUGCCCUGGCCCUUUGCUCAUCGGAGGAGCCCGGCCGCUGCCCAGGCGCCAGGGCAGGCGGGCUCCGGCUGCAGCAGGGCGCUCUUUGGCCAGCCCCUGGCAGCCCUCUGCGGGGAGGACGGCUCCCUGCCCCGGCCCGUCCAGGAGCUGCUGGCUGUCCUGCUCCGGGAAGGACCGUCGACGGAGGGGAUAUUCCGCAAAGCCGCCGGCGGGACCGAAUUUCGGGAGCUGCGCGAGGCCCUGGACCGCGGCGCACGCGUCGACCUGGGAAGCCAGCCUGCGCUCCUGCUGGCCGUCGUCUUGAAGGACUUCCUCCGAAGCAUCCCCGCCAAGCUCCUCGUGAACGACCUCUACGAGGACUGGAUGGCAGCCAUGGAGAGGACCAGCAAGGAGGAGAAGGUCUCCGAGCUGAAAGCGGUGGCCGAGAAGUUGCCUGCAGCCAACCUCCUCCUCCUCAAGCGGCUGCUCUCGCUGCUCCAGCACAUCGGCCACAACGCAGCCACCAGCAGGAUGACCGCCAGCAACCUGGCCAUCUGCCUUGGGCCAAACCUGCUGAGCCCGCCCAACGAGGACCUGCUCCCGCUGGAGGCCAUGCUGGAGGUCACUGGGAAGGUGAAGGUGCUGGUGGAGUUUCUGACGGAGAACUGCAGGGAACUCUUUGGGGAGGAGGCGACUGACCCGUCCUGUCCAGCAGCCGAGGAGGCGCCGGCCCCCACGGAGACAUCCAGAGCUCUGCGUUUGGAAGAGCAGCAAGUCCCUGCGGUCACAGCAGACGCCGAGCAUCAGGCAGAAGCCUUGCCGCACGCACCCCCCUCUCUGCUCGGUGUCCUCAAAGAAGCUGGGGGAGAUACGGUGGGGGAGUCUGAAACGGGAGAGGCACCUUCAGCUUUGCCUCCCACCGCCCCCGAGAGCGCGGCAGGCUCCCUGGGGCGCCCAGAAGAAGUGGCGAGCCUUUCCGAGGACGGCAGGUUUGCAGGCUCUCCCCAGGACAAGGAAAAGAGAAGAAACUGAAGGAGGAAACAGGCCUGGGGAGAGGAGAGGGAAAGCUGGGCGGAAAAAAAGAGGAGGAAGAGAGAACACGUAUUGGGGGAUCGCAAACGGAAAAGAUGCAGGAAGGUCCGGCAGGUCGAGAAGCCCAGGUGCCGUUUUCCUGUUAGUGGCUGAACCCCUGUGACCCCUGGGCCCGCCCCCCCCCCGCAGUUGAUGUUCUCAAUAAAACAAUUUUU
Harpia harpyja (harpy eagle) is the source of this 1559-nucleotide messenger RNA. Its product is annotated as T-cell activation Rho GTPase-activating protein-like. Bases 1 to 1344 code for a protein of 447 amino acids. NCBI's taxonomy places the organism in Eukaryota, Metazoa, Chordata, Aves, Accipitriformes, Accipitridae. Gene Ontology annotation, molecular function: GTPase activator activity. The record is from RefSeq and is a predicted model, not a curated record. Gene Ontology annotation, biological process: regulation of Rho protein signal transduction; signal transduction. The transcript has 10 exons.